Xenopus tropicalis (tropical clawed frog) is the source of this 1399-nucleotide messenger RNA. RefSeq names its product regulator of calcineurin 2 (gene rcan2). Gene Ontology annotation, biological process: calcium-mediated signaling. Gene Ontology annotation, molecular function: nucleic acid binding. The record is from RefSeq and is marked validated. Lineage: Eukaryota; Metazoa; Chordata; Amphibia; Anura; Pipidae.
GAGACUCUUCCGCUGUACGAGACCGGGAGCAGCAGCUGCAGCAGGGAUGAGGGGAGAGCCUUACUACAUCGGGAUGAGGGCCACUGGAUAUUUUGCCUGUGAGGUGGGAGGAGGGGAGCUGCUUCUUCUGUAUCCAAUGCACAGAAACAGAGACCUGUCCAGAUUCCUCUCAGAAGAAGACUUUCAGGGCAUCACUGAUUUCAAUGAUCUCCCCAACUCCCUUUUUGCUUGCAACGUCCACCAGUCUGUGUUUGAAGAUGAAGAUAGCAAGGAGAAAUUCGAGGGUCUGUUUCGCUCUUAUGACGACUGCGUCACACUGCAGCUUUUCAAGAGCUUCCGAAGAGUGCGGAUAAAUUUCAGCAACCCCAAGGCAGCGGCGAGAGCGAGGAUAGAGCUCCACGAAACGCAGUUCAGGGGCAAAAAGUUAAAACUGUACUUUGCACAGGUUCAGAGCUCAGAGACAGACGGAGAUAAGCUUCACCUGGCGCCCCCACAGCCUGCCAAACAGUUCCUCAUCUCCCCGCCCGUGUCCCCCCCAGUCGGCUGGCAGCCAAUAGACGACGCCACACCGGUUAUUAACUACGACCUCCUUUAUGCAGUCGCCAAGCUCGGCCCAGGUGAGAAAUAUGAGCUUCACGCCGGCACGGAAUCGACCCCCAGCGUGGUGGUGCACGUGUGCGACAGUGACAUGGAGGAAGAGGAGGACACAAAGAACUCACCGAAGCCUAAAAUCAUCCCCACCAGGCGCCCCGGCCUGCCUCCGACCAAGUCCAACUGAUCUGCCCUGGGGGGGGCGCCACCCUGACUGAAUCUUUUUCACAUAGCUUUUAUAUCCUUAACUCUUCCAUUAGAGCGUAGCCUUUUCCUCAUUUUUAUAGGGAGGUUAUUGGCGCAUCGUGACAUCAGCAUGGAGGCCGCCAGUCAGCGCUUUGGGUUCCUAUACAGGGAGAAACCAUUUGCUACACAGGACUUUACGCCUCUCCCAAGUGCUGAUUGGCCAGAGAACCGGGACGCGGCUUAUACCAGAACGGCGGGAUAAAUAUAUCACCAAAAAUCUGUUUUUUUUGUUUUUUUAUUUAAUAUUUGCACAAAACCCCAUUGAUGCGAGAUUCCAUCAUGUCACUUGUCUCUCUGCCAGCGUUUUCUGUGCGUUUAUGUUCUUAACCCCUCCCACUAGUUGCGGCGGAGAGAGACGCGCGGGUAAGGAAGUGCCGGACAGAAGGAGCAUGUCGGAUAUCUGUGUCUCACAUUCAUGGAAUUGAUAUUUGUAAAUUGUUUGUGUAACGAAGAAUAAAAAGGAAAUUUAGAAAUUCAAAUGUUGUUGAUUUUCAGCAGCAAAUGAAAUGAAAAUGUGAUCCAGGGAAUGGUUACCAUGGAAAUAAAACACACAUUUAACUUA